Molecule: messenger RNA, 2562 nt
Organism: Cygnus atratus (black swan)
Lineage: Eukaryota; Metazoa; Chordata; Aves; Anseriformes; Anatidae
Gene: GK5
Product: glycerol kinase 5
Exons: 16
Coding region: 74-1636 (520 amino acids)
Biological process (GO): triglyceride metabolic process; glycerol metabolic process; glycerol-3-phosphate biosynthetic process
Cellular component (GO): mitochondrion
Molecular function (GO): glycerol kinase activity
Source: RefSeq, a predicted model, not a curated record
CCCCGCCUGCCCUCUCCUCAGGGCGGUUUUGUGGCGGGCCCGGACGCGCUGGGCGGUGCGGGCCCGGCGGGCGAUGCCGUGCGGGCAGCCGGAGAGCGGCGGCGGCGGCGCCGCCGCCCCCGCGCGGUACGUGCUGGGGGUGGACGUGGGCAGCACGGCGGUCAAGUGCCACGUCUACGACCGGGCGGCCGCUGUCAGGGGCUCCAGCUGCAGGAAGGUAGAGUCGCUUUAUCCUCGUCCUGGCUGGGUUGAAUUAGAUCCCGAAGUCCUAUGGAGUCAAUUUAUUGGUGUAAUAAAAGAGGCGGUGCAAGCUGCAGGACUUCACAUGAGGCAAGUUGCUGGUCUUGGCAUCUCAACACAGAGAGCAACGUUCAUUACGUGGCACAAGAAGACAGGGAAACCUUUUCAUAAUUUCAUAAGCUGGCAAGACUUGAGAAGUGCUGAACUUGUGAAUUCCUGGAAUAGAUCCCUUCUGCUGAAGGUAAUCCAUGUUAUUUUUACAAUGCUUCAUUUCUUGACUGGGAACGAUCGAUAUUUGGCUCCCAGUUUUCUUACUUUUUCAACACACCAGACUUCUAUGAAGUUGUCAUGGGUUUUCAAAAACAUACCUGAGGUGGAUGAAGCUGCCAAAAAAAAUAACUGCUGCUUUGGAACAGUUGACACGUGGUUACUGUAUAGAUUGACUAAAGGUUCUGUAUAUGCCACAGACUACUCAAAUGCUAGUUCUACAGGCGUUUUUGAACCGUUCACGAAGUGUUGGAACCCCACUUUGUCUAAUUUACUUUCCAUUCCAAUGUCUGUUUAUCCUCCAGUGAAAGACACGAGCUUCAAUUUUGGAUCAGCUGACUCUGAAAUAUUUGGGGUAUCUGUUCCAAUAAUGUCAUUGGUAGCUGACCAGCAGUCAGCCAUGUUUGGAGAAUGCUGCUUCCACCCGGGAGAUGUUAAACUGACAAUGGGAACAGGUGGCUUCUGGAACAUUAAUACUGGAGGGAAUCUGUACGCAUCAAAGAGAGAUCUAUAUCCACUGAUUGGUUGGAAGAUUGGGGAUGAAGUUGUCUACAUAACUGAAGGCUGUAUGUCAGACAUUGGCAAUGCCAUAAAAUGGGCUCAGGAUAUAAAUCUUUUCACCGAUGUAGAUGAAACAGCAGAAAUGGCACGGAGUAUUGCUGAUUCUCAAGGUGUUUGUUUUGUUCCAGGUUUUCAGGUUUCUGCGAAUGACCCAUGUUUAUGUGCCUCUUUCAUGGGGCUGAAACCUACUACGAGCAGAAAUCACCUUGUACGAGCUAUAUUGGAAUCUGUAGCUUUCAGAAACAAGCAGCUUUAUGAUACCAUUGUGAAGAAGGUACACAUUCCUCUUCAAACUGUUCGAGCUGAUGGAGGUGUCAGUAAUAAUAGUUUUGUAAUGCAGAUGACUUCAGAUUUGAUUAAUAAGAAAAUAGAAAAGCCUGCAAACACAGAUAUGUCUAGUCUUGGUGCAGCUUUUCUAGCAGGUCUUGCUUCAGGACUUUGGACAGACAAAGAACAACUAAAGAAGCUGAGGCGAACAGAAGCAGUUUUUGAGCCCCAGAAGGACUUGGAGGAAUACAGACCUGCUAUGGAUACCUGGAUGCAAGCAGUGAAACGCUCCCUGCACUAGUAGAAACUGACAUUUUAACCAUAGAAGGAUUCAAAUGUUUUGUUAAUAUUUAUAGAACUUUGUAACUAACAGGACAGUAAAAACUGUAACUGAAAUUUGUGAUGGUAAAUAGAAAAAGUUACAUGGUACUUGAGUAACCUUCCUGCUGCUAGAUUACUUAUCACUCCAUAAUGAACCUUCAUAUUGUCUUCAUGACAGCUGUAGACCAGCUGCAGCAUUUGUGUCCCUUCAGUGACCUCCUUUGGGUGGCCCAGCUGCUUGAAUCCUAUAAUCAUGCAUUAGAAAUGGGGAGUUUUUUCCUAUGAUGUGUUUUCUUCUGAGGAACUCACCUCCCUUCUGAUCUUUGAAAGCUUUGAUAUGUUAACCAUCAAGGAGGGGAAAAAGGGGCAUAUACUUCCCCAGGUAUUUCUAAGAAAAGUAAAAAUGAAUACUUGGAGGGGAGGUGUGGAAUUGGUUGUGUAUAAAGGUACUUUCUUGAUAGUAGCCUGUUACCACAUUUUGUUUGACUUCGUAAGGAAGCAUUCGACCUAGCAGUGUGAUAACAUUUUUGUGGUACCUAGGGAUAAGCACUAAAUUAAGAUGAAAUACAAAAGCAAAUGUGCUUUCAGGACUCCAUAAAAGAUGCAUCUUUCCAGGGUUUUUUGUAACUCAUGUUUCCUAUCUAUUUGUAGCUAUUUUUUUUUUAAAGUUAUAAAGAUUUAAAAAAAUGCAUUAUCUGGCAUGAUUAGUACGAAUAUGUUAAAUAUCAUUACAGGUAUGCUGUCUAACUUUUUAAAAGAAAACUGUAACAUUAGUAUUCUCAAGUCCCUCACUUCACUCACUACAUUCUAUUACUAUUAGAUGAAACGGUCAAAAGUCUAUUUUUGGAGUUAUUAAUUACUUUUAUAUUUUUAAAAUAAAUUGUAAUUAAAGAAACGUAAUUAUGC